AUGGAAUCACCGAGAAGAGGAGUAGAAGGCGCUGCCAGAGUACCUUUCUUGGGAACGUUGCCCGAAGAAGAGUGGGAGGUGCAUCAUAGAGACCAUGAAAAUAGGACGGGAUGCCGAAUGGAAGAGGUUUGGACAGUAGCUCAGAGCUAUGGAACCCAGUCUAUUUUGAAACUAGGUCUCAACCGACCACUAAUGCGACGAGCUGCUGAGAACGAGUUUGAUGGUGGUGUGGGAACUAAUGAAACCAUCAUGAUGUCCGAGUCCCAACACCGAUUUGAUAUAACGAGCGACACAAGAUCCUCUAAGGGCAACGGAGAAGACAAGGUAGAGUUGCCUGGCUGGGAACCAGAGGACUGGGUCAAACCUGGUAGCUGUCUGGCAGAAGUCUGUGCCUUGGAAGGUCACAUCUGUGGAGAUCUUUUCGAGACAAUGUGCAAAAUCUUGAACAUUCCGAUGAAAGUGAAAAAGAUAUGGACCAGAAGACGACUGAUGCCAUGGUUUAGAGCCAACAUGACUGCAUGGUUGUACGAGUAUGCCAAAAAGCGUGUGUCGAAGCACAGCAGAGUGUACAGUGCGUAUCAGCUGGACAUUGGAGUAGGAGCUUUUAAGCAAGCUUUUGUAACUCAUCGGAAUGCAGUGACCACCGCCGUGAAGAGAACUUCUAGAACAAGUGAAUGUGACGGAAGGGAAAAAAAAGAGAUGUUGAAGGAAGACUUGGAGAGAAACGGGACGUUGCGCCUCCACAACAGCUUCUGCCGAAACAGAGAAUCUAACAAUCUUUAUACCUACUCGCAGUAUAACUACGAUUCGUUCUUCUCUGUGUACAGUGACAACAUUGGAAAAAGGAGCCAGUUUGAAGAGUUAUCACCUAUACUGCCUAUUGACGUUGUCUACACUUGGGUCAAUGGAUCUGAUACAGAAUUAAUGCUUCAAUUACGUGAAGCCAAACAAGAUCUAAUCAAAAAAGGGUUAAUAGCCGAAAUGAAUAUAUCAGGAGAAGGUCAUAUAUACUCAAAGCAUCGGAACCCUCAGACUAACGAAACAUCCCUGAAGUGUCUGCUGAAAGAUUGUGUGCCAUCCAAAUUCAUCGUAUUCGAAACAAACGAGAAACAUUUGAAAGUGAACAAGGAAGUAGUGAUCAAUGCUUUCCCAGACGCUUCGACUGCUCUCCGUUUUAUUACAAUCGAAGAAGAGUUCGCCGAUUUCAACAAAACCAACUUCAUCAUUGCGGAAAUAAUUCACGACUCAAGUCGAGAGAGGAUUUUAAGGAACCCCCGACAAAACAAUAUCAUCGCGCAACAGGCAUAUUUGACGACAACAACUAUGAUAGAAGAAGCUCUUCCAUGGUCCGAAGCGAUUGUUUUCAGCAAUUUGCAGCCAAACAUGGAACAGGAGCACCAACUGUCCCACACACUUCCCACAGACGCAUCCAAAGGGCUAGUCAAGGUCGAAGUUAACAAAGAUCACAAGAUCGCACUGAUGCAGUUCUUGCAGCGUGACUUUGCAGUUGACUCGCUGAAUUACUACUAUCAAAAUCCAGCUGUUUUGGGCCAAGUGCAAGUGAUAACAGACCCUGAAUGGCUCUCGCCGAGUCGAUUUGCCGACAACGAGGAGCUGCGAUAUUCUCUUAGAUCGGUAGAGAAAUUCGCUCCUUGGGUGCGACAUAUUUUCAUUGUGACAAAUGGCCAGGUGCCUGCUUGGCUCAACUUGGAAUCGUCCAGACUAACUAUUGUGACUCAUGCUCAAAUCUUUCCGCCUGGCGAAGGGUAUCUGCCGACUUUUUCAUCUCCAGCUAUUGAAAGUCAGCUGCACAAGAUUCCAGGUCUGGCCAAACAUUUUCUCUACUUCAAUGACGAUGUGAUGCUAGGGAAGCCAGUGUUCCCUCAAGAUUUCUUCACGCAUCAAUCUGGAUAUAAAAUCUACAGUGGAUGGCCUGUCCCUCCCUGUAAGGACGAGUGUCCCAAUGCGUGGAUUCACGACGGGUAUUGCGACGCAGCCUGCAACAACGCCCAAUGUGAGUUCGACGGCGGUGACUGUCGAGACCAGAACGCAAACAACAUCGGAGGCAAUCGAGACGGGCAGUCAGAAAUCGGCAGUGAUGACAGCUCGGGCAGUUCAGACGAGAGCUGUGCUGUAGGCUGUACAGAUUCGUGGCUUGGCGAUAAGUACUGUGACUCUGCAUCGGAGAAGAGUUUCGUGUUAAAUCUGACCAGUUACUCAGCGGCCAACAGAAUAAAUGCGAGUGAUGUAACUUUCCAGAAGAGCAGAUACGUGAGAACGGUUAAAAUGUUCGCUUCAAAGAAUCUAAUUGAGGUCAUCUUAAAACACACCGCCAAUCCCAUGGAUGGUCCCUUUGCAUGGCCUAUGCAGGUGAAAUUUGGAGAUUCAAAAGAUGAAGUCAGGCCAUCUAUAACAGCAAACUUCACUUUCAAGCCUGCUUUAAAAGGAAGAUUGGCCACAAUAUACUUGAAUAAGUCUGCUGAAGUGGGCAUAUUGAAGGUUGAACACAGACAACCAACCAUCCUCGCAAACAUACCAUUGGUUCCCUCUACUCACUUGGUGAAGAAUAUCACGAAGCCAGUAGUCAGUGCAAUAGAGAAGGCUCAUGUCUUGCCAAAAAAUGUUACUACGAUGCUGAACAAGGUGUUGGAGUUCUAUGCGAACAAAACUAUGACUCACUCCGUGUUCGAGCAAGUUAUAUUCGACAUCAUUCUUCCUUAUCAGGAAACACUGGAAAACUUUCUCCAUUCGGGCGAGCAUCUAAAGGAUCGCUCUGAGAAGAAUGUGGCGCUACAACUAGCGGGAGCUCAGAGAAUAGCCGUCGAUGUAGAUAAGAAACCAGAAAAUAUCCAACCGAAGUUGAAUAAUCUACAAGUUGAACAAAUUCCAAAUCAACAUGCACGGAAUGAUGAAGUUGACCAAAUGCAUAUGAAUAUACCCAAUUUACAACAGCAGCCAAUAGCGGCUGAAGAGCCUAGAGUGGGAGAUAAUCUGGGUGCAAAGGUAAACGAUGCUGAGCAAAACUUGGAACAGUACGUUGGACGUAAGCUCUUAGGAGUUGAAGUUGCACCUGGUCAAAUUAACAUUACUUCGGGCAAUUCGUCCGUUUCGAAAAAGAAAAGGGAGCUGACAAAAGACACGUUCAAAGAAUCACUCAGAUUUGUUAACAAAUUGUAUGACAAAGAAUUUGGAAGCUCUGGUCAGCGAAUGGUAAUAGCACACAUGCCUCAUUUCAUAAACAAAGAAAUCAUGACAGAAUUACAGACUCGGCUCCCAGCUGAAUUCGAAAGAACUGCCAAAAACAAAGUGCGCAUGGGAAACGACAUGCAAUUUGCCUUCUCAUACUUCCAAUAUAUAAUCAGCGUCAAAAAGAGCAGCGACUUCUUGGAUGUGUUUGAGUUCUUUGACUCAGAUAAAUCAGGGGUGCUCUCGGAUCGCGAGUUGCGGGUCCUGGCGACGUAUAUCUACCCGACUCCCAUAUCCUUGGAAACAAUGAACGAGUUCGAGAACAAUCUGAGAGAGUGCGCCAAUUCGAGGGCACAGUCGGGAGUUAUUGAGGACCCUCCUAGGAACCCGGAAACAUACUACUCUCAGAACAUGCCGCAAAUUACAGCACUUCUUUUGUUCAAUUGUAGAAUUAUGCUGGACAAAAUAACAAGUCACUUCAGCGCAGAUAUGAAAUACAAACACGAAAUAGUUCCUGAAGUCGAUAAUCACGUGAUGUUUAAAAUGUUGCCGACAAAUCUGAGUUCGUUGAUAACCAUGUUGGAUGAAGUUAGACACAACAGGAAGAAGUUCAUUUGUUUGAAUGACAAUUUCGACCAUCAGCAACAAGAUGCGCCCAUGGUCAGGGCGGUGAUCCAGGACUUCUACGAGGGUAUAUACCCAAUCCAGUCUCAGUUUGAGCUUCCGAGGGAGUACAGGAAUCGUUUUUUGCACCUGGACGAGUUGGAUGAGUGGCAAUCUUUCCGAUGGAAGCUCAAAUUGUGGUCUCAUGUUUUACUCGGAGUCCUCGUGGUCAUCUCGAUUGGAUCCUUCAUUCAGGAAAAGAUGGCCGCAAUGUAUGCGAAGGUGGCUCCUAAAAGACAUGACGUGCUUCCCAAAUGA
This is a messenger RNA of Symsagittifera roscoffensis, 4107 nucleotides long. RefSeq names its product N-acetylglucosamine-1-phosphotransferase subunits alpha/beta-like. Gene Ontology annotation, molecular function: UDP-N-acetylglucosamine-lysosomal-enzyme N-acetylglucosaminephosphotransferase activity; calcium ion binding. NCBI's taxonomy places the organism in Eukaryota, Metazoa, Xenacoelomorpha, Acoela, Convolutidae. The coding region runs from base 1 to 4107 and encodes 1368 amino acids. Gene Ontology annotation, biological process: N-glycan processing to lysosome; carbohydrate phosphorylation. Gene Ontology annotation, cellular component: Golgi apparatus. The transcript has 18 exons. The record is from RefSeq and is a predicted model, not a curated record.